Molecule: messenger RNA, 2902 nt
Organism: Carya illinoinensis
Lineage: Eukaryota; Viridiplantae; Streptophyta; Magnoliopsida; Fagales; Juglandaceae
Product: HBS1-like protein
Exons: 12
Coding region: 652-2625 (657 amino acids)
Biological process (GO): translation
Molecular function (GO): GTP binding; GTPase activity
Source: RefSeq, a predicted model, not a curated record
GAUGCUCGGUACCUCAUUCAGUUUCUAUCUACGACAAGAGAGAACUCCAAGAAAAGAAGAGAUCCUACAGACGAGGCAAAAGCGUAAACUGUGGAAGAAGCAUCUUUAUAGCUUUAUUGAUCUUCAUUGCCGGUCUAUCUGGUAAAGCCUAAUCGUUUUUCUGGUCAUUCACUUCCUUCAACAUAGAAACCCUAAGUGUUGUAUCAAAGUUCUCUAUAUCAUUGUGAUUUUCUGUUCUCGGCGGAAUAUUUUUGUCAUUCGGUGAUGGAGAUUGCUUGGCAGAGAGUCGCAUGGAAACUGACCGAAUCAUUUUCUGCAAUCUCUUCUAUUUGUUGGUGUGAAUAUAUUUGGACAAGAUUUAAAUUAUCUUUUAGGGCAUCACGAUAAUUGGCUCACUUAUCGUUUGGUUGCUGAAAAACCGGGGAAAAAGAUACGGAAAUGCUUAAUUGACGUUUGGAGGAAGGGGACAGUAUGUUUUUGGAGCUCAGAAACAAUUUCUUGCUAUCCUCUAUACUUUUCGGAAGCGUUUGUCGCUUGAUGCUCUGAGAUUUUAUUAACUUGGACAAUAACAUAUUCAACCCCACGGAAUGUUUGGUUGGCUAAUGGCUUCGUAGAAGUACUGAUUAUUUGACGUUGCACAGUUUCAGGGCCAUGCCUCGUAAAGUGAGUUAUGGAGUUGAUUAUGAUGAAGAAUAUGAUGACUAUGAAGAUUACGAUGUUGAUUGUGAUUUAGAUGUAGAAGACAAUGGCAACGUACCUCAGUCGAAGAAAGAAACUAUUAAGCGUGGGAUUUGGCGUUGCUCCAUCUGCACGUAUGAUAAUGAUGAGAGUUUGUCUGUAUGUGAUAUUUGUGGGGUUCUUCGUAAUCCUUUGAUCAAUUAUGGUCCCGGCAGUGAUAAGAAUACAGCUGAUUUCAAGUUCGAUGCUCCCUCCCCACAUGAUUUGGUUUCUGAUGGACUGCGUUCCUCCAAAAAGGUUUCAAAAGCCAACUCUACCGACUUGAAAUCUUCAAGAGUUUCCUUAAGCAUAAAUGAGAAUAUUGGUGUAGUUGGCAUAAAAUCAAGUGCUGACAGGGCAGAUAUCUCAUCUUCAUUGAUGCCGAAAGGCAGACAUCAUAGCGAGGAUGUGAUCAAUUAUUCAAAGAAUGGUACAGGCAACAUGCCAUUGAGUGAUAAAAGCUCUGUUAGGCCAGCUGCAUUGACUAUAAAAGGCAGACAUGAUGCAAUAGAUGAGAGCAGUAGUUCAAAAAAUGGUAAUGCCAGAGUGACUUGUUCAAAUACUGAAUAUAAACCUGAAAAUUGGAUGCUCCCUGGCCAAGCUGAAGAUACAUUGAAUCAACUGAAUCUUGCAAUUGUUGGUCAUGUUGAUUCUGGAAAAUCAACACUCUCUGGUAGACUACUACACCUUUUAGGGCGAAUAUCACAAAAAGAGUUGCACAAAAAUGAAAAGGAGGCUAAGUUACAGGGCAAGGGCUCCUUUGCUUAUGCUUGGGCUUUGGAUGAGAGCACUGAAGAAAGGGAAAGGGGAAUAACUAUGACAGUGGCUGUUGCAUAUUUUGAUUCCAAAAAGUAUCAUGUUGUUGUGCUUGACUCACCAGGCCAUAAGGAUUUUGUACCAAACAUGAUAUCUGGGGCAGCACAAGCGGAUGCUGCAGUUCUUGUCAUAGAUGCCUCAGUUGGUUCGUUUGAGGCUGGCAUGGACAGUGCUAAGGGUCAAACACGGGAGCAUGCACAACUUAUCAGAAGUUUUGGUGUUGAUCAAAUUAUAGUUGCAAUUAACAAAAUGGAUGCUGUGGAUUACUCAAAGGAACGUUUCGAUUUGAUUAAACAGCAACUUGGAACAUUUCUCCGUUCUUGUGGUUUUAGAGAUUCUUCUAUAAUAUUGAUCCCGUUGAGUGCCAUGGAAAAUCAAAAUUUGGUGGCGUCUCCUUCUGAUGUUCGUUUGCUGUCCUGGUAUCAUGGACCUUAUCUGCUGGAUGCAAUUGAUUCCCUCCAACCUCCUAUGAGAGAUUUCUCAAAGCCUGUACUUAUGCCCAUAUGUGAUGUUCUUAAGUUGUCACUAGGGCAGGUGUCUGCCUGUGGUAAACUAGAAGCUGGAGCUCUCCGAAGUGGAUCCAAGGUUCUAGUUAUGCCAUCAGGAAAUGUAGGGAUAGUGCGUUCCUUAGAACGUGAUUCUCACGCUUGUUCCUUUGCAAGAGCUGGAGACAAUGUGGCUGUUAGUCUGCAAGGCAUUGAUGGGAGCCUUGUGACGGCAGGGGGCAUGCUAUGUCACCCUGAUUUUCCAGUUGCCGUUGCAAAGCAUUUGGAAUUGAAAGUCCUUGUUUUGGAUGUUACCACCCCAAUUUUAAUUGGCUCCCAGUUGGAAUUUCACGUGCACCAUGCAAAGGAAGCUGCAAGAGUGGUCAGAAUGUUGUCUUUACUUGAUCCAAAGACUGGCAAGGUGACAAAGAAGGCACCUCGUUGUCUUACCACAAAGCAGACUGCUGUUGUUGAGGUGGCUUUGCGAGGCCCUGUGUGCGUAGAAGAGUUUUCAAGUUGUAAAGCUCUUGGGAGAGUGUUUCUAAGAGCAUUAGGAAGAACAAUUGCUGUUGGGAUUGUAACCCGAAUAAUUGAGGAGCAGGAUUAGUUGAUCGAUUAAUGACAAUACCAUUUGCAUAAGCUGUUGCAACAUUUUUGUUCAUUCUCUCGUCUCCGUACAGAGGUAAGAACUGUUGAACAGUAAUGCUGGGGAGACCUUCGUGACAGGAGCUUAGUGAUGGGCUCACGAGGUUUCUGUCAAUUUUUAUUUGGGUUUGUCUAUGGAACGUGCAUUAUACAAGAAAGGUAUAGGUCGAAUUAUUUAUAUACCUGUACUUUUGUAAGAUAUUUUAUUAAUUAUUUUAUGCUAUUUAUUUAAACUCAAA